AUGCCUCCACGGUUAAAUGCCUUUCGCGCAUGCAGCGCGCUGACGGCCAGCUCGACGCACCGUACCUCCUUUGCCGCCUCCUUCCUUUUGCAACCGCAGCAGCUCCGCGCCGCCUCCAUCCUUGCCAGCCUCUCCGACCUGCCCGGCGCCUACAACAAGAGGAUAAGACGCGGUCGUGGUCCCGCGUCUGGAAAGGGAAAGACGUCUGGAAGGGGUCACAAGGGUCAGAAGCAGCAUGGCAAGGUGCCCGUCGGUUUCAAUGGUGGUCAGACUCCGCUCGAGGUGACGCAUCCAACCAAAGGCUUUGAGAACCAAUUUGCUGUGGAGAUGAGCCCGGUCAACCUGGACCGCUUGCAGCAUUGGAUCGACCAAGGCCGCAUUGACCCGUCGAAGCCCAUUACCAUGAAAGAGCUCAACGACUCUAGGUGUGUGAGUGGAAUCAAGGAAGGCGUCAAACUGUUGGCAAGGGGCUCCGAGCAAUUCAAGGCUCCAGUAAACAUUGUCGUGUCUCGCGCGUCCUCCUCUGCCAUUGCAGCGGUCGAGGCCGCGGGCGGUAGCGUUAUGACGAGGUUUUACACGCCAUCGUCUAUCAAGCGAGUCCUGCGAGGACUUACGGACCCCAUCAAGUCCCUACAAAGCCAGCCCACGCCAGACUCGACGGCUGUGUCACCAAGCGCUUUCACGUACAGAUUGCCGGAUCCCACUAGCAGAAAGGACAUUGAGUAUUACCGGGAUCCGGCGCACCGCGGCUAUCUCAGUCACUUGGUCAAGGAGGGCGAGACGCCCAGUUUAUUCUUCAAGACGCCAGGGACGUUCAAACGCGCCAAGAAGGGGUCGAAGAAAGCCAAGGGUGCGUCCAAGGCGGUCGAAAACAAGAUUUGGUAG
This is a messenger RNA of Aplosporella prunicola CBS 121167, 885 nucleotides long. RefSeq lists its product as uncharacterized. The transcript has 3 exons. Bases 1 to 885 code for a protein of 294 amino acids. Gene Ontology annotation, biological process: translation. Gene Ontology annotation, molecular function: structural constituent of ribosome. The record is from RefSeq and is a predicted model, not a curated record. NCBI's taxonomy places the organism in Eukaryota, Fungi, Ascomycota, Dothideomycetes, Botryosphaeriales, Aplosporellaceae. Gene Ontology annotation, cellular component: mitochondrial large ribosomal subunit.